Molecule: messenger RNA, 501 nt
Organism: Macrosiphum euphorbiae (potato aphid)
Lineage: Eukaryota; Metazoa; Arthropoda; Insecta; Hemiptera; Aphididae
Source: the annotation of a GenBank genome assembly
AUGUAUAGGACAAGUGUGUUAUGGUUGUGUACUCUACUGUGGUCAGUUGGCCUAGCAGUCACACCGAUACCAUCGCGGUCACCAGAAAAAAAUAAUAAUGUUGACUGUACAGGACCUAUUGCAUUUACAUCAACUGGGAGUACAUCAGUCCAUUCUACAGGUCUGGUAGCGUAUAAACAGAAUAUCGUUAACCUAGCUGUUACAUGGGAUCGUGAGGUUGGUGUCUAUACAUGCGCUUGUUCUGGCCUCCAUCAAUUUUCUUUCUCUGGUUCCACUGAAGAAAACACAAGGAUGGUGUUGAAGAAAAGAUUAAACAACGGUAAACAGUGGACGCCAAUUAUAGCAACAAAACCAAGUGGUGGAUCAGCUACAAUACUUUUGGAAGUAGAAAGUGGAGAUCAGGUAGCUGUAUAUUUGGAUGGGAAUUCAAAAAAAUUCAAUGCUAGACACGGACAAGACAUAGAUGUUACAUCGUUCAGUGGUUACAGAAUAGCAAAAUAA